This is a messenger RNA of Alternaria rosae, 820 nucleotides long. RefSeq lists its product as uncharacterized. Bases 255 to 755 code for a protein of 166 amino acids. The transcript has a single exon. The record is from RefSeq and is a predicted model, not a curated record. NCBI's taxonomy places the organism in Eukaryota, Fungi, Ascomycota, Dothideomycetes, Pleosporales, Pleosporaceae.
CGAUUCACCCUUCCCACUUUGAUCGUAUCAACAAAAUCUUCGUCUUGCGCAUCAACAAGUAUUCGAAGAUACGUUAGUCCAAGCCGCAGCAUUUGCGCAUUGGCCCAGACAAGCGGAAUAGAUACCACGAAGAGUCUCACGCCUUCUCCUCCACAUUCCGACCUUGAAGUUAGAUCAGACACAAUUCUUGGACAACUUACUCGUCCACGGUAAGCAUCGGGUCAGUUGAGACCGAACAUGUUGUGACUCCUAUCAUGAUGCACAGGAUCAGGAAGGUGCGACUACGCAACUCUCUGUUCAGGUGGCUUCUUCGUAUCUGCAAAGCUGAACUAAAUUCCCUCGUCACAGUCUUGGGGUUUCAACUCGCACCAAAAAAUAACCAGUUUAACUCUUUCGAAUACGUCCGAAUCGUGUGCCGUCUUUACUUGAAAGCCCAUGGAGCUCAUGCCGACCUUGUGACGGGUUUCAUUGUAGCAGCGGCAGCAGCAGCAGCGACGACAUGCAGCAGGCCAGGCUCCAUGCCAGUAGCGCAUUUCGCUUCAAAUGGAGCUGAGUUGCUAGUAUACUUGCCGCAUUCUCAUAAUUUGGUAUUUUCCGGAUGGAGGCUCCUUCCUAAGUGUAAGCACAGGUACGGAAGGUACUACCACCCACACUUCCUGACUCGCGAUCACCAGCGGGUCGUUGGAUUCGAGAGCCAUGAAAAUCGAGUUGGGUAUGGCAACGUUCCUACUUUAAAGCAUUUGCAUGACCGCUGAGCGGCAGUUCGAGUACUCAGGCGUAAGUGCUUCAAUGAGCAACUCAUGACUGAUGACCAGAUCAA